Panicum virgatum (switchgrass) is the source of this 1205-nucleotide messenger RNA. RefSeq names its product zinc finger MYM-type protein 1-like. NCBI's taxonomy places the organism in Eukaryota, Viridiplantae, Streptophyta, Magnoliopsida, Poales, Poaceae. Bases 20 to 1171 code for a protein of 383 amino acids. The transcript is spliced from 3 exons. The record is from RefSeq and is a predicted model, not a curated record.
GCUCAGAACGAGUUGCAAGAUGUCGAAGAGAACAUUGUUCACCUAUUAUUCAAGCAGUAGCAGUACUCCUACUCCUCCAGAAACUAAUGCAAGGCCCCCAAAAAACCGCAGAGUAGAAUUUUGUGCAUCAGAUAUCAUUAGUGACCCUGGAUUGCGCAAGCCAAUUGAUGAGUAUUCGUUUGAGAUUAGAGAUCAAGUUAAGAGGGCAUAUGCUUUGAGGGGUCCAACUCAACAACCAGUUGGCUUUACAUUUCCUCGCUCAUGGCAAAGUGGUGAAUGGAGAUCUUUUCAGCAGCAUUGGUUUGGGACUUAUGAUUGGCUGGAGUAUAGUGAGUCAAAGGAUGCAGCAUUUUGUUUUUAUUGUUAUCUUUUCUUUGAGCCAGGAAAGCCCGAUAAAUGGGGGAGCAGUGUCUUUGCAAAGGUCGGUAUAGACAAAUGGAAGAAGCCUUUGGAAAAAUUUGAUAAACAUGGUGCUUCACAUUCUCAUUGUAAUGCAAGGCUGAAGUGCGAUGACUUUAUGAAUCAAAGAACAAGUGUCACUCGGAAAUUUGAAAAGCAAAGUAAGGAGGAAGAUAAUCGAUACAAGACUCGCUUGUCAUCUUCUUUAGAUGUUGCAAGGUUCCUCAUACAGCAAGGUGAUGCUUUCCGUGGACACAAUGAGUCCUCUACUUCGCUCAACAAGGGAACAUUCAGAGAGAUGAUUGACUGGUACAAAGACAAGGUCGAAGUGGUUAAGGAUGCAUAUGAUAAAGGCUCUAAAAAUUGCCAGAUGCUGUCUCCUUUUAUUCAGAAGGAUCUUACAAAAGCUUGUGCAGAAGAAGUCACAUCAGUGAUUAUGGAUGAGAUUCAUGGCAGGCGAUUCUCGGUGCUUAUUGAUGAGUCUCGAGAUGUAUCUAUAAAGGAGCAAAUGGCUAUGGUUCUGAGGUUUGUGAAUGAUGAAGGAAAGGUGCUAGAGAGAUUUCUUGGACUUAAACAUAUUGAGAAAUGUACAUCUAUUGCAUCGAAAGAAGCUUUGGUCGGUAUGAUUUCUAGCCACAAGUUAAGCAUGAGUAUGAUUCGUGGACAGGGUUAUGAUGGAGCUUCCAAUAUGAGAGGUGAAUUUAAUGGCAUGCAGAAAUUGGUUCGUGAUCAAAAUCCUUAUGCCUUCUAUGUGCAUUGUUUUGCCCAUUAAUUGCAAUUAGUGGUUGUCGCCGUUUCAACUUCUA